CAUUUGAGUGCGGCAACACUAUUAUUGGUCUCAACUGGAAAUUGUUGUCUCGCUAUGGAUGAAACAGUUAUGCAGUUAUCGCCGUAUAAUUUAAUAAAUUUCACGAAUCAAGCAGACAUACAUAUAGUUAAUAAAACCAGAAAUUGUACAUUCACAAUCAACGGAAACCAUGAAUACUUACAAGGAUGAAGCAAAGCUUCUGCCUUACGAAUUGAAUUACGAUAGGCCACAAAUACCAGAACUAAGCCCACAGCCAAUAGAAGAAAGCCUCUGGCAUACAGUGACGUCAUCAUUUUUGGUCCUACAGAAAUGUAUGCCAAUAAUAUUAUUCUAUUUGCUGUCCCAAGUUAUUUCUAAAACAUAUCUUCCGGAAUCUCGUGGCAAAUUCCUUAUGGAAAUGAUAGUUAUCAUUAUACCCACAGUGAUUUUUGCAGAUCCAAUCAACCAAUAUCACAUGCACUUAGUAAAUUUUUUUCUCAUCACUUUCGUAUGUAUAUCGCUUAUAAGAAUUUAUAAAUGUGAUGCACACCAGCGAGUUUAUGUUAUUGGUGCCAAUCGUCCAUUCAUCAUAACCUUGGUUCGUGCUACAAUCAAUAUACUUGCAACGAUAUAUAUACUAUUUGGAGAGAAUGUAAAAGUGACACAGAAUUCUUACGCAAUAUCAGAAUCCUAUGGCAUAUGCUUAAAGGAUAUGGGCAUUGGUUUAUAUGUAUUCUCUAUGGGAAUUGUUCAGCGCAAAAGCAGGCGGUACGAACGUUUGAAACGAAAUACGUGUAUAUUGCUCACAUUGGGUUUGAUUCGUUUCAUUUGUACGCAAUUUUUCAAUAUUGACCAAGAUAUACACGAAUACGGCUCACACUGGAAUGGUUUCAUCACAAUGGCUCUAACAAACAUAGGUGGUACAUAUAUAUAUGAAUCACUUCGUUCCCCAAAAGAUCGGCUUUUUGGAGGAGUAGCUUUUAUGAUUUUCCAUCAAGUCAUGUUACAUUUCAUGACCGAAGCAAUCAUUCUCAAUGAAGAUAAACCGCGUGACACCUUACCCGAUGCGAAUCGCGAAGGAAUAUACUCAUAUUCCGGUUUCUUAGCACUCUACCUGUUAUCCACUUUCAUCGGUGACUGCCUCCGUCCGAGGCCGAAGAAUGUAAUAUUGUUUUAUAAUGAGGCGCUUCGCAUGUUUAAGGAACUAGCUGUAUUAGUUUUAUCACUGUGGGGAAUGGUGAUUGUUUGUCAUUACACAACAUCGUUUUCGCGUGUCUUAUGUAAUACCGGAUACGUCGUGUUUGUAUUAGCUAUUGCUACAACAAUGACGUUUCUUGCUAUGCUGGUUUUUCAUGUAAUCCUGAAUACAUUAUGGUUUACUACAGAAUUUAAAAAAUAUGGUAGAAUCUAUAUGGGUAGGAUUAUAAAAAACGCUGAUUUGCCCUAUUACAGAGAUUUCUUUCCAUCUAUUGUAGGCAUAAUGAGUAGGAAUGGUUGGGUUGCCAUCGCAAUGUCCUACACUUAUGCCCACUUUUGGAGUUUGCUUCGUCCGCACGAAGUCAAACAUUUUGAAGAGACUUUAUUCGUAAUAGGUUGUACGAUUUCUGUGAUUUUAGUGAAUUAUGCACUGCAAUUAGCAGCGCGACGGUGUAAUCUAUCCUAACCUAUUCGAUAAAAUGAUUUAGUAAAUAAGAGAUAUUUUUGUAAUAAUUAAAUUUUUUAUGUAAGGUAUUGUACAUGUUAAUGGUUCCGAUACUUCCAAUUACAUCAAAAUGUCUUAUUUCAUUUUUUGACCAGUGAAGUCUUGACUAAAACAAAUGAAAUUCACUUUUUUCAUU
This is a messenger RNA of Ceratitis capitata (Mediterranean fruit fly), 1817 nucleotides long. RefSeq lists its product as uncharacterized. The record is from RefSeq and is a predicted model, not a curated record. Gene Ontology annotation, molecular function: glucosaminyl-phosphatidylinositol O-acyltransferase activity. Gene Ontology annotation, biological process: GPI anchor biosynthetic process; protein localization to plasma membrane. Bases 170 to 1642 code for a protein of 490 amino acids. Lineage: Eukaryota; Metazoa; Arthropoda; Insecta; Diptera; Tephritidae. The transcript is spliced from 2 exons. Gene Ontology annotation, cellular component: membrane; endoplasmic reticulum.